AUGGACGAAGACGGAGAGAAACGUGUCCGAGCGAAACGAUCCGGUGAAGUUGAUUGGAUAAGCGAUUUGCCAGAUUGCUUGCUAUUUCAGGUACUCUCGAAUCUCCCCACGAAGGAUGUGGUUAAGACUAGUGUGUUAUCCACUAGAUGGAUAAAUCUCUGGAAAUACGUACCUGUAUUGGAUUUAGGGAUUGGUGAUUUUCCGGAUUACAACACAUUCGUGGGCUUUGUCGAUGGCUUUCUGGAUUUCAACAGUGAAUCGCCCUUGGAAAAGUUUAAGCUAAAGUACGACUGUGAUGACGCUGAAGCUAAUCUUAUCAGCCGGUGGAUCAACUCUGUUGUUACUCGGAAAGUGAAACAUAUCGAUGUUUUGGAUGAUUCUUCUGGAAGUUGGGAUUUUCAGUUGCCUGCAACGCUCUACACUUGUGAGAGCUUGGUUUCGUUAAAGCUCUGUGGACUAACUUUGCCUAGCCCCAAGUUUGUGUCUUUACCUUCUCUCAAAGCUAUGGAUUUGAUUAUAGCUAAGUUUGCCGACGAAUUGGCGUUAGAAACGCUGAUUUCUCUCUGCCCAGUUCUCGAAAGUUUAGCGAUUGAGAGGUGUUUUUGUGAUGAUAUUGAAGUUUUGCGUGUGAGUUCUCAGUCUCUAUUGAGCUUCACUCAUGUUGCGGACAGUUCUCAGCAUUUGGAUGAAGAUUUAGUACUUGCAAUUGAUGCUCCUAGGCUUGAGUAUCUGAUGCUCAGUGAUUAUCGAGUUGCAAGUUUUGUAGUAAAGAAUCCGGCUUCCCUCGUAAAAAGCGGAUAUUGA
Molecule: messenger RNA, 804 nt
Organism: Microthlaspi erraticum
Lineage: Eukaryota; Viridiplantae; Streptophyta; Magnoliopsida; Brassicales; Brassicaceae
Source: the annotation of a GenBank genome assembly